AUGGCGGAGAACGCGGAUGCCGAGCGCAAGGCGAAGGCCGAGCGCGCAAAGAAGCUGCUCGCACAACGACGAAAGGGCAAGAAGGCCGCCGAGGCUGCUGCUUCGGGAACCGCCACGCCUGCCUCCCCCGCUACGGCGGUGGACACGCCAGCGGACAGUCCGCGUCCCAGCCUGAGUCUCAGUAAUGAGGACAGGAAGGGUGCAGCAUCAGCGGUUGUUGAGGCCAGCCAGGAGCCCGUGAACGGCUCGGCAACGGCGGAUGCCAACGGCAAGGAAUCGCACAACGACGCCGAGCCUGUUGCCGAGCUGCAGCCCUCCACGUCCAAAGAGCAGACUGGUGCAUCGGUGGAAGGCUCUCGACGCUCCAGCAACAGCCUAGCCAACCUGCAAGAGACAGUCUCCAACCUUCUGGCGGAACGGACAGACCUGCAAGCCGAGAUCACGCGCCUCAAAGCCGUCGAGGCGUCGGCCAAGUCGGAUGCGUCCCUCCUGGACGAAGGGCGUACGCUGAUAGCACGGCUAGAGGAGGAGAAGAAGGCGCUUGAAGACAAGGUCGACGCUGCCGACGUGGCGGCCAAGAAGACCGCGGAGACCGAGGCCGCCCUCGAGAAGGUGCGCGGCGAGCUCGAGACUGCCAAGAGGGAGACGGAUGUAGCUCUCGCGGCCCAGGAGGCACUCGAGGACAAGCUGGAGGAGAACAAGGGCAAAGAAGGCGAGCGUGUAGCCGAGUUGGAGAAGGUGCUUGAACGAGAACGAGAGCGUGAGGGCUCGUUGGAAGCCGAGAUUGGCAGGUUGAAACAGGAGCUCGACGCGCUCAAGGUCACGUCGGCCAAGACCGAUUCUUCCCUCAAGGAACUGCAGUCCGCACACGACGCGCUCAAGGGCGACCACGGCACGCUGUCGGACGAUCACAGCAAGUUGAAGAGUACCCACGCCGACCUCUCCUCGACCCACGACAAGCUCAAGGACGAGCACGACACUGCCUCCAAGUCGCUCAAGGAAUCGCAGGGUAGCCUGAAGGGCACGUCGAGCGACCUUGACAAGGCCAAGAAGGACCUGGCUGCGACGACCAAGCGAGCCGAAGCUGCUGAGAAGAAGCGUGAUGCCCUUCAGAGCGACAACACCGACCUCGUCGCCCAGCUCGAGGAGGUGCGCGGCAAGGUCGUCAAGACGUCGGAUGAGAAGGCCGAGCUGGUCACACAGGUUCAGAGCUGGGAGAGCAAGAACAAGGUUUGGGAGAAGACAAAGGAGGAAUUGGAGACAGAGCUCUCGGCAGCAAAAACUGAGGCCGAAAAGGUCCCCAGCCUCACGGAGCGCGUCGAGUCGCUGUCAUCCGAGGUCAGCCAGCUUACCGUGUCCAACGAGAAGCUUGCCGAAACUGCCACCGCCCACGAUAAGCUCCUCGGCGAGCACGCCACCCUCAAGUCUGACCUUGACACGUCUCGCGAGACGGCUAGCAAACACGAGGCUUCCCUUGGUACCCUUCGCGCGGAGCUCGACAAUGCCCAGUCCAACUCGUCCGACCAGUCCGACAUGAUCCGUUCCCUGCGCGCUGACGCCGACACUGCCGCCGCAACGAUCGAGGGCCACCAGAAGUCUCUCAAGGACGUUCGUGCAGAGCUGGAAACGGUCCAAACAUCGGCCAGCGAGUCGAACACUGCCCUCGAGUGUACAAGGAGGGAGCUUGAGGAGACGAAGCAAAACGUCAAGGUGCUCGAGGAUGACGGCGCAAAGCUGAAGACCGCUCUGGCCACUGCUCUUGCCGAAAGCAAGCAGCACGAAGAGAAGGUGGCGUCGACCAAGUCUGAGCUCGAGUUUGCGUCCAAGAGCCAUCACGCGUCCGUUGACAAGCUCAAGAAGGAUCUUGAAGCCUCCCAGAAAUCUGCCGAGGACCACAGUACCAAGGUCACGGCGCUUACUGCCGAUCUCGAGGCGGCCAAGAAAGACCAUGCCAGCCAGACUGCAGCGCUUGAGAAAGCCCACGCUGCCGCUACCAAGAAGCACGAGGGCAAGGUCGCCUCUCUCACCAAGGAGCUCGAGGACAAGGUCGCAUCCCUCAACGCCGAUCAUGAGAGCACGGUUGCCGCUUUGACCAAGGAGCACGAAUCCACGGCCGCUUCCCUUUCAAAGCAGCUGGAGGCCUCGAGCAAGUCUGCUACCGAGCAUGAGGUUUCGGCCAAGUCGUUAAGCGCCGACCUCGCCCAGGCCAAGAGCGAUCACGAGACCAAGAUUGCCGCUCUUUCGAAAGACAUCGAGGCCGCGUCUCAGCAACACGAUAGCAAGGUCGCCUCAAUCUUGCAGGAGCUCGAGGCCAAGUUGGCAGUUCAAAGCAAAGAGCACGAGGCCAAGGUCGCCGCCCUUACCGGGGAGCUUUCCGCUGCUAAGAAGGACCACGAGACCGAAACUUCGGCCCUCAACGGCGAGCUCAGCGCAACAAAGAAAGAGCAUGCUUCUGUUCUUGAGAAGACUGGCAAGGAGCACUCCGACUUUAUCGCUAGCCUCAAGGGUGACCUCGAAAAGGCCCAGAAGGAGCACGCUUCGGCUGCGGCUGUUAGCAAGGCGAGCCUCGAAGCCAGCCAGAAGACCGCCAGUGACCACGAGGCAUCCAUCGCCAACCUCAAGAAGGACCUCGAGGCUACCAAGAAGGCCCACGAGACUGCGGCAACAUCGUCAAAGUCUGCCCUCGAAGCAUCUCAGAAAGUUGUCAAGGACCAUGUGGCGACAUUGGCCUCUCUCAAAGAGGAACUCGCUCAGGCCAAGAAGGACCACGAUGAGGCAAAGCGGGCCCACGAGUCCUCGAAGAAGGACCACGCGACCGCCGCUACAACUGCCAAGUCGGACCUCGAGGCCGCACAGCAAAAGGUUUCCGAACACGAGUCGUUUAUCGCGUCCUUGAAGGUUGACCUUGAAAAGGCUAAGAAGGCCCACGACGCUGCCGCCGCUUCUGCCAAAGACGAGCUCGAAUCGGCGCGCAACACCAGCUCGGAGCACGAGACGGCUGCGCAGACCCUCAAGAAGGACCUGACAGCAGCCAAGGACGCGGCCAAAAAGGCAGCCAAGACGAGCGAGGCCGCCCUCAAGGCCUUGCGAAAGGACCUUGAAGCUGCCAAGCGUGCGGCAAAGGAGCACGAGAGUGCUGCCUCGGCACACAAGGAGGAUGCCAGUGGCGCCGCGGAGAGCGUGUCGUCGCUCACUGCCGAGCUCGAAGCGGCGCGCGAUGCGGCCAAGGACGCCGAAGAGGCUGCCGAGGCUCUGCGUACCGAGCUCGAGAACGCCCAGGAGGAGGCCACUGCGGCUGCCAGCGGUCACGAGGAGACUGCCGCUUCGCUCAAGAAGGACCUCGACUCGGCCCGUUCUGCUGCCAAGAAGCACGAGGACACUGCGUCUACUCUGCAGUCUGACCUUGAAGAAGCGCGCACCGCGACCCAGGAUGCGCGAAAGUCUGGUGCCGAUGCUGUCGACAAGCUCCGUGCCGACUUGGAAGCCGCCCGCAAGGCCACUGCGGACGCAACUGCUGCACACGAGUCUUCCACUUCCAAGCUGCAAGCCGACCUCGACGCACUGCGCUCAUCAUCAUCCAUCGCAGACUCUGCCGCUUCGGCACUCAAGGCAGACCUGGCCGCUGCCAUCUCGGCAGCGAGCGAGCACGAGGUGACCAUUGCCGCCCUCCGUGCAGACCUUGAUACUGCUAGCGCCCACCAGGCAACAGCCAGCGAACACGAGGCGACCAUCGCCGCCCUCCAUGUGGACCUUGCCGCCGCCAGCACUCAGCAGGAGGCCACAGCCAGCGAGCACGAGGCGACCAUCGCCGCCCUGCGUGCCGACCUUGCUACAGCCAGCGCCGAACAGCAGGCCACAGUCAGCGAGCGCGAGGCGACCAUUGCCGCCCUCCGUGCAGACCUUGAUACUGCUAGCGCCCACCAGGCAACAGCCAGCGCCGCACACGAGGCGACCAUCUCCGCCCUCCGUGCCGACCUUGCUACUGCUAGCACCAAGCAGGCGACAGCCGCGUCUGCGUUGAGUUCCAACGCCGACGCGGAAGCUGCCCUCGCGUCUGCACAGGCGGCCCACGCCCUUGAGCUUUCCGACCUCAAGGCCAAGAUCCGGCAACUGGAGAGCACGAGCCACGCGGCCACCAGCCGUGCACACGACCUCGCCAAGGAACUGACAGACGUCAAGGCCGCGCACGACCUGCUCCGCGAGCGCGACCAGACCGGCCUGUUCCUCGCGCCCUCAUCUCCCGUCUCCUCUGGCCCAUCGAGCGCAUACCCCCGCCUCAGCGUCGACGCCAACCUGCCCGCCAGCGUGCGGCAUAAGCGUGCCGUCUCAUUGACGGCUCUCAAGGCGCGCAUGGAGCCGCGCCAGUCACUUGGUCGGCGGACGAGCACGCUCGAUUCGCUGUCCGAGGAUGGGAGCGGAGCGACCACCCCUGUCGAGGUGCGGGUGCCGAGGGCGCAGCAGUUUGGUGACGAGAUCAUGUACUGCUGUGCGGCGUGUGAGGGCGAGCUCAUCUCGUUGUAG
Molecule: messenger RNA, 4521 nt
Organism: Apiotrichum porosum
Lineage: Eukaryota; Fungi; Basidiomycota; Tremellomycetes; Trichosporonales; Trichosporonaceae
Exons: 4
Coding region: 1-4521 (1506 amino acids)
Source: RefSeq, a predicted model, not a curated record